CACGCCCCCUGACGGCUGACACUGUUCGUAAUUUCUUAAAUUACAUUUUUUCAGCCAUUAUAUAUUUUAUAAUUUUGGUUGUAUUUUUCGUGUUAAGAUCCACCGAAAUUAUUUUGAAAAGAGCCAUGUUGUUAGCGAAACGUUUGUUGCCCGGUAUUCAUUAUUCCAGGGUGAUGUCGAGAUUAUGUCAUCAUUCCUUGCCAGUCAAUGAACCCUCCACAGAUCUGACAAAUCCCAGUAUCAGAACCAAUCUCUUAGAUGAACUUCACAAUGUUGAGAAAGAUGAGCUUGAGAUUCCUUGUGUUGUUGGGGGUGAAAAAAUAUUCACUGGAAAUAUUGCUUAUCAAGUAACACCUUACAGACAUCAAAACAGGAUUGCAAAAAUUCACCUUGCUGAUGAGACAGUUAUUAAAAAAGCAAUCAAUGAAUCCUUGGCUGUCAGGAACAAUUGGGAGAAUAUGCCUCAGAAGGAAAGGUCAGCAAUCUUUCAAAAAGCUGCAGACUUGUUAACAACAAAGUAUCGGUUGCCUUUAUUGGCUGCAACAAUGGCAGGACAGGCCAAAGUUGCAAUCCAGGCAGACAUUGACUGUAUUGCAGAACUAGCUGACUUUCUAAGGUUCAACUCGUAUUAUGCCCAGGGAAUUUUGGACCAAGUUGAAAUUAUUCAAACAGAUGGAGUGACAAACAGUAUCAUGCCCAGAGGUUUAGAGGGAUUUGUCGUGGCAAUCAGUCCUUUCAAUUUCACAGCUAUUGGGGGUAACCUUGCUACAGGUCCAGCAAUGCUAGGCAAUGUUGUUCUGUGGAAACCAGCUCUCACAACAACAAGAGCAGCAUGGUUGGUUCAUCAAAUAUUAGAAGAAGCUGGUGUACCCAAAGGUGUGAUUAACUUUCUUCCGGCUCCUGGUUCAAUGUUUGGUAAAACUGUGACAUCUUCCCCAGACCUUGCAGGUCUAACCUUUGUUGGCAGUGGGCCAACUUUCAAAUCCUUGUGGAAACAAGUAGGAAACAACAUCGAUAUAUUUAAAACAUAUCCUCGUCUUUCUGGCGAAUGUGGAGGGAAAAAUUUUCAUUUUGUUCAUGAGACAGCAGAUGUAGAUUCUGUUGUAAAUUGCACAAUACGAGCAGCGUUUGAAUAUUGUGGUCAAAAAUGCUCUGCUUGUGGAAGACUGUAUGUUCCGGAUGUACUUUGGCCUCAAAUAAAAGAAAAGUUGAUCAACGAACAUAAAAAAAUAAAGAUGGGUGAGCCUUCACAGUUCUCAAACUUCCUAUCUGCUGUUAUUGAUGAACAGGCCUUUAGAUCAAUUAAAGGAUUUAUUGAUUAUGCAAGGGAAAGUGACGUCGUUACAAUCGUUGCUGGUGGAACAUGUGACCAAAGUGUUGGAUACUACAUCGAACCAACAAUUGUAAAAACAACCGACCCUCACAACAAAUUAAUGAGCGAGGAAAUCUUUGGACCAGUCCUUCCAAUAUUUGUUUAUCCUGCAAAAGAUUAUAAAGAAACUCUAAAACUGGUCAACGACACUUCAGACUUUGGGCUCACUGGUGCCGUUUUUAGUAAAGAUAUCAACGUUGUAAAUGAAGCUCGAGUAAUUUUGAGGCAAGCUGCUGGUAACUUGUAUAUCAAUGAUAAAGCAACUGGAUCUGUCGUUGCCCAGCAACCAUUUGGUGGAAGCAGAAUGUCAGGAACUAACGACAAACCUGGAUCCUAUCUAAAUAUAUUACCUUGGAUGUCGCCGUUGACGGUGAAAGAAAACAAUUUACCUUUAGUGGACUGGAAAUACGAAUAUAUGAAGUGAGAAUAAGAGAAGUAAUGUUUGACUCAACUGUCGGGUUUUAAAUCAGUGGCAUCAGAACAUUUUGUUUUGCCAGGCUGAAUUUUAAAAAAGUUGAUCGUUUUUCCUAACCGGCUGUGGAAAUGGAGUAAAAAUGAUCAACCAUAUAAACUACAAACCAAUCGAUAUUAUAGGUUUGACGCACUACGAACAAACACAAACAUUGCCUGUAAAGUUUUAAUAUAAUUUUCUAUAUAUUUAAAUCACAGCCAUUAGAAAUAUCACCCAGCUCAUGUAUGUGUAGUCCAUGUGCACCUGGCUGUAGUUUAUGUAGAGUACCAUCAAUUAUACAUUUUUUUUAUCAACCUAAAAAUAAUAACCAUAAAACCAUGAGUUGCAGAUAAUGAUAAUAGAGAUAUUCCUGUAAUCACACCUAAAAUCAUCAUGCUUACUUGAACAAA
Messenger RNA from Dendronephthya gigantea, 2233 nucleotides. RefSeq names its product delta-1-pyrroline-5-carboxylate dehydrogenase, mitochondrial-like. The transcript has 21 exons. Gene Ontology annotation, molecular function: L-glutamate gamma-semialdehyde dehydrogenase (NAD+) activity. Lineage: Eukaryota; Metazoa; Cnidaria; Anthozoa; Malacalcyonacea; Nephtheidae. Gene Ontology annotation, cellular component: mitochondrial matrix. The record is from RefSeq and is a predicted model, not a curated record. The coding region runs from base 126 to 1796 and encodes 556 amino acids.